AUGUGUGCAUGCACGGCUGCCUUGCCGAGACUGUUUCCGCGCUCCCCAUUCUACACUGACAGCGGGCGUUUGAAGGCGUGGGGCCAGAGCGGCUGCCGCGUGUCAACUUUGCGGGCGCAGUCUGCAAAGGCCAACCUGCAAGCUGGAAUACGAUGUGGUGCGGCGCUGGUGGCUCUAUUUACUGCCCGCUGUGGUCGCCAAGCCGCAGGCAGCAGACCUUCCAGAACCGCCCUCAAGGCUUCGCAGCCUCCGUGCACCUCCGUGCUGGUUUUGGGCUUUGAUGGCGUCAUCUGUGCUGAUGCAGAAGAGGUUGCUGCAGCAGCAUGCCAGGCUGCCUUUAAGCUCUGGCCUGAUGUCAUGAGAAAUGCAGAGGAUGUUACACUGAACGAGGCUGGUGUGCGCCAGAGCUGGGUGGAGUACGACUGGCAAAGACUUUUGGAACACAAGGCAUCUGCUGUGUUCACUGAUGCACCGCCCUGGCUACUAUACAAGGUGCAAAAACUCCGACCGGCGUGCCAAGCAGGAUGGGAAAUGCUGCUUUUUGCUCGCCUCUGUGUCGAAGAGGCCGUUGCCUGCAGGGCGAAUCGAGCCAAAGGGCGGGGUGGUGCACGGCCGCUGACAAUCGGGGAAAUCGAAUGUAAUUGGUUGGCACAUCCCGGUGAAUUCGGCCUGCGCGAGCUCUUGCUGAUGCGGUGGGGAAAUCUGAGCAUUGCGCAGCUGCAGGACGCAAUGGCAGAUGCCAGGCGUCAUCACCGUUCAGAAGGUCUUCUCGUAGAGAUAAAGUUCUACAGCGAAGUGUUGCGGGUCGUGUGGCUGGCAGUCGCGGCUGGCAGGAUCGGCGAGACUGUUCACAUUAUUACGAGUCGCGACCAGGUUUCCGCAACGCACGCGCUGCAAAUGGCCAGCGCUGGGGCAGCAGAUCUCCCGUUCGACCCACCAGACUUCCAAGGGUCCUGGGCUGGCAAGGACGGUUGGCAAUUGCACUGUGGAUUGGGGACAGUGGAGGAAAAGGUCCGGGCUGUGGAAUCGCUGUGCAAGUCGCUUGGGUCCACAUCUGGCGAGGGACUUAUCAUUGUUGACGACUCUGUGAUAUUUCUCAAGGCUUGCGCGUCGAAGCUGAAUCUCGCUGCGGCGCGCCUAUAUUUGGCAUCAUGGGGCUAUGUGAGUCACAGACACUGGGCAGACGGCCGAUCUGGACUUCCAAGAGUGAAAGAGCUCUCGGGUGCCGAAGACUUUGCUGCAGUGCUACCCGAGCCUAGGCCAGACGAGUCCAUGCGGAAGACUCCACUUUCUAAGCCUUGCUCGGCCUGUUCGGCAGGACAUUUCGGCCUUGAGUUGAGAGCUAGCUUCGGUGCUGCCAUGGCCUCUUUCUCCCUGAUAAGUUCGCUCAUCCGGCAACUGCCCAGGCCCAGCCCUUUGCAGCCUUCGCAAUGCGAGGAGCAUUCAGGCGCCAUGUUCGGAGGGGCUGCUGGAAGCUUGGCAGCUUUUGAUGACGUUCCUGACGAUUUCCAGCUUCCAUCAGGGAGCGUGCAAAAGGGAGAGAAGUAUUUCAAGAAGUACUGCGCGCAGUGCCAUUCGAUUUAUCCGGACAAUCGGCUCACAAGAGCUGGGCAGACGCAGAUUGGGCCCACCUUGUUCAAUGUUUAUGGCCGCGCCAGUGGACUUGAGGAAAUUCAGAACAAGCAGGGCACAGACCGUGUCGACAACGUGCUAUGGUUGGAAGCUGCGCUGAUGAACUACAUGAAGAAUCCGCGCGUUAUGGCGCAGGGUCUAUUCGUGUUUAUCUCCGUUCUUUGGUUCGCAGUGUCUGGAUUGGUGCGUGGCUUGCUUCUGUCAGAUCUCGCUUUCACCAAGAGGUUCUGUUCAGGAUUCCUCAGUCUGCCCUUCUGUGGCGCGGUGCACAUCUGGGAAUCGCAGUGGUCCAGGAGGAACCACUACCAAACGCCACCAUCUUGUGGAGGCAUAGCGACAUCAAGGCGCGAGGGAUACACUGCAGAGUGCCCGUUGACAAGUGGAGUACAGGCUGCCUUCGCGCAAUACUACUCGCGACAUGGAAGUUUGCCAACGUGGUGCAGCGGAGCCAGUGAUGCAGUGUGCUCAGCAGUUUUGACGGGUCAUGCCGGUUGCUGUGCUUGCAUUGGGCAAAGGAUGCCGGGCAUUGACUUCUGCCGGCGUAAAGAUGGCGGCUUGAAGCCAGUACUGAGGAAUGGCGACGCUGAACUUCUGACGACAGAGACCAUCCACGCAGGGGACGAGAUUUUCGUUGACUUCGGUGUUCGUGACCACACAGACCGCAUUGUGCAGGGAGCCCCGGACGAUCCUGACGCCGGCAUUCUUCUGCCAGUACCGCCUAUGGGCACAGGGCCUGCGAACAAAUGGAAGCGUCGCCUCUUCCAGCACCUGCAUUGGCCGGCCGAGGUCUUGCUUCGGAACGGCGUAGUCCAGGAUCAAAGGCAUCUUCGCCUUGCUGCGAUGCCUCGCGAAGAGUUCACGGCUUGGUCUGUUGGGGCGCUGGUCGCCGGGGCACCGCUUGCAGUAUCGCGUGCCUUCCGUACGGAGACGCAGGCCAACGCAUACUUGGUCGCAGAGUGCUCCAAGCGCGGUGCAGCUGCGAGGUCACCUCUCAGCGAGCAGAAGAGGCAGAACGAGCAGAACCAGAAGGGUUCGGCCUCCUUAGCCAGGUAUCGCGACCGGCUUGUCGAGGGCUACAAUCUGUGCAAGCUGCGAGCUGAAGAGAAGCUGCGGAAGCUUCAUAUGUGGGCGAUGAGGCAGCAUGACUGGGUGUUUCGUUUCGUGCACCAGGCAGUUCACAUCACUGAUCAACUGCCUCGAAAGAUCGGAAUUCAGAUGAAUGCGCUGUCGCACCCUACCGCUGCAUCGGACAGACUGGACCAGAACUAUAUGGCGAGCAUGACUGUGGCCUUGGUGAAUGCCAAGGUCGCCAACUUUGUCCCAUAUUUCAAUACUCUGCUGCAGGUUGCUGCAUCACCACGGGAGCUUACCAACAUCCGAAGGCUUUCGCACGCGAUGGCUCUCCUGCAAGGUACAUCGUGUGAUCAAGUUGAUCUAUCAGACUUUGACUGGAUCAACGGAUUGCAAGGUAAGGAUGCAAUUGGAACACUGAAGUACUUGCUUCCCGAAAUGGAGAGUCUUGCGCAGGAGUACAAGAUUGCAGAUGACCUUUGA
Molecule: messenger RNA, 3186 nt
Organism: Symbiodinium sp. CCMP2456
Lineage: Eukaryota; Dinophyceae; Suessiales; Symbiodiniaceae
Source: the annotation of a GenBank genome assembly